This is a messenger RNA of Cheilinus undulatus (humphead wrasse), 4207 nucleotides long. RefSeq names its product ADP-ribosylation factor-like 8 (gene arl8). NCBI's taxonomy places the organism in Eukaryota, Metazoa, Chordata, Actinopteri, Labriformes, Labridae. Bases 92 to 631 code for a protein of 179 amino acids. Gene Ontology annotation, cellular component: trans-Golgi network; cytoplasm. The transcript has 6 exons. Gene Ontology annotation, biological process: protein localization to Golgi membrane; vesicle-mediated transport; intracellular protein transport. Gene Ontology annotation, molecular function: GTPase activity; GTP binding. The record is from RefSeq and is a predicted model, not a curated record.
CCACGGAUUGAACAGUGUGGACUUGAGAGUGGAGAAGCUCGGCGCUGCUGCCCACUCUACCGACGGACAGACAUUGGUAUUAACCUAAACAAUGGGCCUCAUAUUCGCCAAGCUGUGGAGCUUCUUCUGUAAUCAAGAGCACAAGGUGAUAAUCGUUGGACUUGACAACGCAGGGAAAACCACUAUCCUCUACCAGUUUCUGAUGAAUGAGGUGGUCCACACGUCUCCCACCAUCGGGAGUAAUGUAGAAGAAAUCGUGGUGAAGAACACUCACUUUCUGAUGUGGGACAUUGGAGGGCAGGAGUCGCUCAGGUCCUCCUGGAACACCUAUUACUCCAACACAGAGUUCAUCAUUCUGGUAGUGGACAGCACAGACAGAGAGCGCCUCGUCGUCUCUAAAGAGGAGCUCUACAGGAUGCUGGCCCAUGAGGACCUGCGGAAAGCAGCUGUGUUGAUAUUUGCCAAUAAGCAGGAUAUGAAGGACUGUAUGUCUGCAGCAGAGAUCUCCAAAUACCUCACCCUGAGCUCCAUCAAAGACCACCCCUGGCACAUCCAGUCCUGCUGUGCACUUACAGGAGAGGGGUUAUGCCAAGGCCUGGAGUGGAUGACCUCAAGGGCUGGACUCAGAUAGCCCCUCCCAACGCCGUUGAUGGCCUGACUACCUGAACCAUCCACAUGGUGGCACUAAAGCAUCUCCUUUUAAUGGCUUAUGUUGUUUUUUUAUUUUCAUUUUUUUUAAAUGAUGAAUUUUAAUGGACUUAAACCUCUGCAGACAACACAGGAUUGGGGCUCAAUUGUUCCUGUGGAGCUGCAAUUUACAGAGCCUGAACCAGAGAACUGACCUGGUUAUGGGGCAAGAAGCACGAAGGAGAGAAUAAAUGUCCAAGUGCGAUGCAGGGCUGCACUGGACAAGCGAUAUCUACACUACAUACAUAUCAUGUUACAUCACACCAUAUCACAUCAUGUGUUUGCCAUAAACACCAUGUUGGUGCCCAGCUUUGAGAAAUACUGUGCAGCUCUAUUACUAUUAUUGUUUUCUCCAUAUGUGUUUGUUCAGGUACAAAUCUACAGGGCAAGCAAAGGGAUUACAAGCGGUAUUGUAAACCAGGUUGAUGGGAACAGUCUCACUGUGAGGUGUUAGGGGGUUUCAGAAUAAUGUUCUCAUUUUUUUUGUAGCACAGCCAUUGAUUUCUGUUACACAUGAUUUCAGUUUCAUAAGCUACUGUGUUGUUUCCUCACAUUUCAAGGUGUCCCCUCCCUUCUUUUAACCUUGAGCCUUUACCUGUGUGUUAUCGAGCCUUUAAUCAGAGUCAGCACAAAUAAUCUUUGUCUGAACAAUCCUUCUGGAGCAAUGUUGUCAGUUCUAUGGAGGCCCUAAGCAGACAUGCAUCCAUGCAUUAUAUGACAAAUGUCCAGUUCUAGAGCUAGUCUAAUUUGUUUCAUAUACUGAGUUGGAAAAGCAGCAGGCAACAAUAGAAAGAGGCUAACUCAUACCAUUAGUGUAGUCCAGUGGUUCUCAACUGCUGGCAAAAAGUCUAUGAUGUGCUUUGAUAUUGAAGGAAGUAACUCCUUUUUGUACCAUCUUUGGCCCAAGUGAAGGAGUUGAAGUAUCUUAGGGUGUUGUUCAUGAGUGAGGGUAGAGUAGAUGGCGAGAUUGAUAGGUGGAUUGGUGCAGCAUCAGUAGUAUUGCAGACUACCAUCAUAGUGAAGAGAGAGCUGAGCCGGAGGAAAAAACUCUCAACUGACUGGCUGAUCUUCGUUACAGUCCUCACCUAUGGUCAUGAGCUGUGGGUAAAGACUGAAAGAAUAAGAUCGCAGGUUCAAGUAGUGGAAAAGAGAUUCCUCAGGAAGGUGUCUGGUCUCAGCCUUAGAAACAAGGAGAGGAGCUCAGACACCUGGAGGAAUCUCGAGGUAGACUGGUCCUUUGCCUUGAAAGAAGCUGGUUAAGGUGGUUCGGGCAUCUGAUCAGGAUGCCUCCCUGUGGAGGUCUUCCAGGUUCAUCCAACUGGAAAGAGACCCCAGGGUUGGCCCAGAACUCGCUAGAGGUUAUAUGUAUCACAUCAUGCCUCAGAAUACCUCAGGAAGACCUGGAAAAUGUUGCUGGCGAUGUCCGGGUGGACUUGCUUAGCCUGAUGCCACUGGGAUCCGACCUCUGGAAAGACUGAAGAGGAUGGAUUGAUAUUUGUACCGUUACAUCUUUUGUUCCAUCUCUAGUCCAAAAUCCCCCCUUUUUCGUUAAAAUGAGUUGGUGCUGAUUAAAAAUGUAAAGAAAUUUGUGUUGCUAUUUGUCGUUCAAACCAGUUGAGCGCCACUGAUCUAAAAGGCGUAUCACCACCUCCUUAAGUGGAAUAGCAACCAAAAUUUCUAAACUUUCAACCAUUUAAAAUAAUUUAAAUGAAAACUAGCGCAGUUUGGACCUUAGACAGAACAAAAAUUAUAACUGCACAAAGGGACCAGACCAAUUUAUAGGAGUACGUGCAUGCAAACAUGUUAUUUCACUCUGUAUUUGUGGAUUCUGGUUGUUUUUUUCAAAGGUCAUGACAAAUGAGACAUCAUGGGGAAAAAGCCUUGUUCAAGAUAUUUUAAUCUUAUAUGGCAGGAUAGAUAAGUCAAAAUCUAUAGAAAACAACCAAAAUGUAUGACUUAUUCAGCAAAACAGAGCCAAAUAAACUACGAUGGAACAUGCCUGUUAGAAAUUCUGCACAUCUUGGGUACUUUACCUCGAUUCCCGAUCCACUAAAAACACCUACAAGACCUACUUUCAGGUCCCAACCCAUCAGUUGAGAGCCGCUGGUGUAAACAAUGGCAUCAUGGCAUGUCAUGGUCUGGUCUAUAACAGUAACUAACCUGUUGUUCGGUACAGAAGCCCCAAGAGAGCAUGCAUCCAUUUUCCCAUGCUAACUUUAUUGUGGUUGUUUCUCGAAAUCUUCACUUCUAUAUCAGGAUAACUUCGCAUAACAAUGCUAAUUUUCUAUUUUAAAAAUAGUGAGAAAUAAACAAGUUAUCAUGAGAAAUCAGCAGUUUUUAUUGAGAUGGUUAAAUGAAUAGUCAUGGGUUUGGAGAAAACAAAAAAAUGCUCAUUAUCUAUGGGGAAAUGUGAGUAAAAUAGGAUACAUGGAUGUAUUUUGACCUGGGACAUCUUUAGUUGUGGCCUUUGCCAUUCGUUGUUUUAAGACUAAGAAAAAAACAGAUCAGAAGAAAAUGGUUGAAAUUAACUGGUUACCACAACAAAACCACUGUCUUUUCAAAAUAAGAUUUAAAUAUAAUUUUUAAGAUUUAAAAUUAUUCAUCUGUAAAAUUUGAUAAAUAAAAUGUAUGGAUGCAUGCCAGCUUAGUGCCUCUACAGUUUAACCCUUUAUCAACCAAGCACAGCAUGAAAUGGCUGGGAAAGAAAAAACAAAAGCAGGUAAGGCUCACUAUAACAGUAUUUUUAAAUUGAAACACUACAUUAUGUCUUUGAUGCAUUAUGAUUUUUAUUUAAUUUUUAUUUUUGCUUUUACUGACUUUGAUGUAAAAGGAGGGAUCAUGGCGAUUAAGCAUUGAGGCCUGUUUUGUAUUAACAGAUGAUCAUUGUUAAUCUGAAAGUGCGUAUGUGAAACUGGCCCAAGCAUUUCAUUGGUUCAUUUAUUUCUAAAAUUUUUGAAACAAAGGGAUCAAAUUUAGCCAACAUGGAGCAGGUGCCACGCUUUGACUUGAUGACCAACUGGACUUUUUCAGCAGCAUAAAAAUGAUCUCAACAUGUCAACCAUCAUAGUUCUAAUACUUGAUCCUCAGCCUUAACCGUGCUGUUCUGAGUGUCUGGACAAUGAAUCUGCCCAUUGUUUUUAACCCUCUUUGACCCGCUAUAAGAAUUCCCCACUAACAGAUCUAUGCACGUGUCACUUUGAAACCAUGUUUACCAUUUGCAAGCUCCAAAAGUGGCCAAAAAGGAGGAGGUGCAUGAGUUUCAUUGGAUCAAAAUGGUGUCCAUCAUGGUCAGGGAAUGUGCCUCUGGGUCUCCAGGAUAAAGUGGGUUAUUUUGUGUUGUGGAAAAAGUAUUUUUACACUUUAAAAAAAGGGUGCAGCACCCAGACUCUGCAGCAUUAAGGUUUACAGCUUUUACCUUGAUUUCAAAAAACAAGGGAACUAGAUCAUGUCCUUGGUGUGGUGGUCAAUAGUCUGGGUCAUGUACUGUAUUUCACCUGUUUUCAAUAAAAGUUGGUUUUGA